Messenger RNA from Uncinocarpus reesii 1704, 201 nucleotides. RefSeq lists its product as uncharacterized. The coding region runs from base 1 to 201 and encodes 66 amino acids. The transcript has a single exon. The record is from RefSeq and is a predicted model, not a curated record. NCBI's taxonomy places the organism in Eukaryota, Fungi, Ascomycota, Eurotiomycetes, Onygenales, Onygenaceae.
AUGGCCUUCAAUCCCCAAGUACGGGAUUCCCCGCUUGGGUUCUUCCACGUCGGCUCUACACUAGGCUAUGCUGUGAGCACGUUGGCGCAUCUGCAGGACGCGUUUCGCCUGGAACAUGAAAGUGCAUCAGGGCGGCUCCUCUCCCACAAGGCCGUUUCCUGGAGGGCGGGAGCUUUGCCUGAAGAAGAGGAGCCUAACUAG